Messenger RNA from Drosophila bipectinata, 1674 nucleotides. RefSeq names its product Ionotropic receptor 94h (gene Ir94h). Lineage: Eukaryota; Metazoa; Arthropoda; Insecta; Diptera; Drosophilidae. The record is from RefSeq and is a predicted model, not a curated record.
AUGUUGGCUAACAUUAGCUGGAGUCCCGCUCCGGAUCUGGUCGCUCUUUAUGGCCUUGUCCUGCAGUUUUUAGUGCCAGCAGGGAGCACAGUGUUUUAUUUUAAUCCUCAAACUAGCAUAUGCGAAUUGGAUAUGCUCUUAUGGACCAACGUAACUGAAAAUCCUAAAAUUAUUUGGCAAGAUAACGAACCCUAUCCGUUACUAAAUAGACGGCAUGGCUACAAUAUAUUUGUACUGGCCUGUCUCUCCGGAAACUCAUUCGAUUCUCAGCUAGAGGUCUUAAUUACCACAUUGACUAGGCUCAGGAGUGUGCGAAUAUUGAUCGAGCUGGAUGCUGAAGAAUUCUCGUGGCGAGCCACCGAAGUCCUAACCUUUUGCCUGAAAAACAGCGUACUAAAUGUAGUAGUGUACUUCAAAAAUUGGAAAGAUUCCUUUCAUAUCUACAGCUAUCAAGCUUUUCCAAAAUUCAGUCUCAUCAAGCAGCAUGUUUCGAAGGACCGAGAGCCCGUGAUUUUUCCUUACCAGUUGAGGAAUCUGAAAGGCUACAAGCUGCGCCUUCAACCGGAUCUCUCACCCCCAGCUACUUUUCGUUAUGGGAGUCACGGCGAACAAAUUUCCGGAUUCCUUUGGCAGUAUUUAGGGUCUUAUGCUCAAUCCUUGAACGCCGGCGUCCAUAUGGUUUAUCCAAGUUUCCCCAGAAGAAAAACUGCAGCCAGCGACUAUAUGAUACUGUAUACUCGAAAUGGAUCUGUUGACUUUGGCCUCACCACAGUAAUGAUUGUGUAUAAUUACGAGGACAGAUCUACAGACUACAGUUAUCCAUUUAUGUUCUUAAACUGGUGUACUAUGUUGCCUACAGAGCGCGCUUUAAGAAUUUCAGCUCUGUUCGAACAUAUACUUACCUUAGGGUCGGCUCUUUUCAUACUGUUUGGAUACCUUUUAGUUUUCCUGGGUAUUCCCUUCACAGUCAAAUAUCUGGGAAUCAGCUGCCGUGGACGGAUGAUAAGGCUCGUCACGAGAAUGUUUACAUUAAUCCUGCUGAGCGCCUGCUCCUCCCAGUUGAUAUCCUUGCUGAUUUUUCCUCCACUGGAGCCACGUAUUCGGAGCUUCGAUGACCUCUUGGCCUCGGGGCUAAAGAUUUUUGGAAUGCGGAACGAGUUUUAUUUCCUGAAUGCUUUUUUCCGGGCAAAGUACGCAUCCGCUUUUCACCUCUCGGACAAUCCAAACGAAUUAUACGACAACCGGAACUUCUUCAAUACCAGCUGGGCCUACACCAUUACUUCGAUAAAGUGGCGGGUAAUCGAUAUUCAGCAACGGUACUUUCAUCACCCAGUUUUUCGCGUUAGCAAGGAUCUCUGCUUCCAAUGGGACUCGCCUGCCAGCAUACUUAUCGCCCCGGAAUCUAUUUACCGUGACUCCCUGAAGCAGUACAUUCUCAAUGUGGCCCAGUCCGGUCUACUGCGCCAGUGGCUAAUCCACAGCUUCUAUGACAUGGUGCGGGCUGGCCGCAUGAGCAUCAAGGAUUAUAGCUUCAAGAGGUCACCGCUUCCUCUCCGGUUCGAGGACCUCCGGCUGUGCUGGGGGAUCUGCGGGAUAAGUCUCAUCAUCUCCGGCAUAGUGUUUGGAAUUGAGCUGCUGAUAUUCUACACUAACGUCUUUCUCAAUAGCUUGUAG